CUUCCUCAGCUCCGAGGGUGCGGGUGUGUGGAGGUGUCGGCCAUAUGAUCCGAGCUCCAUCCAGGCGAUCAGUCGGUCCUGACGACGCGGAACGGCUCACGCAGCGCGUCUCGGAUUCAGCCGGAUUGUUUUUCCCUUUCCACAUUCGUCGUCGAAUGGAGGCGGGAAGGUGUUUCUAUAGAGACUAGCUGGCUUUCCGGGUCAGAGGCGGAUGUUUCCGAGGAGCGUUGACAGGCGGGAGCGACUGCUGACGAGCGGAGGAACGCAUCGUGUUGGUGGCGCCUUAUCAGCCUCGGGAUAUCGUACUGAUUGCACUAGACAGGCGAGCGCCCCUUUCCAGUGUUCUUUCUAGGACCUGCUGCUAAAGUUUAAGGAGCAUGGACCAGUUUCCAGAUCUGCAGGAAGACCCGAGUCUGGAGGACACCAAUGAAUCUCUUAAUCAGCUCAAGUUGGCAUCUCUAGAUGAUAAGAACUGGCCAGCAGAUGAAACACCCAUUUUCCCCAAAGAUGACUCCAAGAGCUCCCCUGAUUCUGCUACUCACCUGCGGUGGGAUGACCCAUACUAUGACAUCGCUAGGCAUCAGAUAGUGGAAGUAGCAGGACAGGGUGCGUUUGAUGGGGCCCGGCCAGGUGAUGACAAGUAUGGGCGGAAAGUGAUUGUGUUCAGUGCCUGCCGGAUGCCUCCCAGCCAUCAGCUUGAUCAUGUGAAGCUUCUGAGCUAUUUGAAAUACACUUUGGACCAGUAUGUGGAGAGUGACUACACCUUAGUAUACCUGCACCAUGGCCUGACCAGUGAGAACAAGCCAUCCCUGAGCUGGCUGCGGGACGCCUAUCGAGAGUUUGACCGCAAAUACAAAAAGAACAUUAAAGCACUGUACAUUGUGCACCCAACUAUGUUCAUCAAGACACUACUGAUUCUCUUCAAGCCCCUGAUAAGCUUUAAGUUUGGGCGGAAGAUUUUCUAUGCAAACUACUUGAGUGAUCUGGAGGAGCAUGUGAAGCUGGAGCAGCUGGGGAUCCCAAGCCAGGUGCUAAAGUAUGAUGAGUAUCUGAGAUCUUUUCAAAAACCCUCUCAAGUGCCUCCAAAGACAACCCCACCUCGCCCUCCCCUGCCAAACCAGCAAUUUGGAAUCUCUCUCCAGCAUUUGAAGGAGAAGAGCUCAGACAAGAACCCCAUCCCUCUGGUGGUCAGGGAGACUAUUGGGUAUCUACAGGAGCAUGCUCUUACCACAGAGGGGAUUUUCCGGAGAUCAGCAAACACUCAGACUGUCAGAGAAGUACAGCAAAAAUACAACAUGGGACUGCCUGUGGAUUUCUUGCAAUAUGAGGACGUGCACCUUCCAGCUGUUAUUCUCAAGACCUUCUUGCGGGAUCUUCCUGAGCCACUCCUGACCUUUGGUCUCUAUAGUGAUGUUGUCAAUUUCUACAAUGUGGAGGAAGGAACGCGUGUGGAUGUUGUUCGCAAAACACUUCAGACUCUUCCAGAAGAAAACUACCAAGUCCUGUGUUCACUGAUGACCUUUCUUGUUCAGGUCUCUGCUUACAGUGACUUCAACAAGAUGACCAAUGCUAACCUGGCAGUAGUUUUUGGCCCAAACCUGCUCUGGGCCAAAGAUGCAGCUAUAACCCUCAAAGCCAUCAAUCCUAUCAACACCUUCACCAAGUUUCUACUGGACAACCAGAAGGAACUUUUUGAAAACAUGGAGGCUUGACCCAGAACCUCUCUGUGCUAGCAAAACAUGUGUCCACUGUGACCACCUUCUUCUCUGUCCCUCCCCCUUUCCUAUUCUACCUUGUCUUGGAGUCAUGGCCAAAUCUGUGGAAGCUCCAGAUGAUAAGCAGGGUGAAAGAAGGCUGUGGAGAUGGUACAGUCAAGGAAAUAUAUGUGCUUGUGAGAGCUGAUCAAAUGGGGUGGGAAGCUGGCCUACCCAUCCUUGGGAGAGGAGCCCUGCUAUGUCUGUAUCGGGGAUGUCAGCAACCAGGAUGCUCUUAAAAGCUACGGUUUCCUUUGUCUUCCUUCCCUUUCUGUCAUGAGUCUCAGUGGAUUUCAGCAAAACCAUUUCUUCAGUGCUUGUAAAAUUGAUUUAAACUAAUUCAUGUACCUGCAGUAUACCUGUGAAGGAAGAAUCCAUAUCACUUUCUUUACUUUGCUCAGAGCUGGGUUCCCAAAUUGGGUCAGUCUUGCAGUUCUGAGCAUCCCCUUAUUUUUAAAGUUGUUCUCACUUUGCCAGAAGAACUGAAUCCUAGUCAUAGGGUGUACUUGGGCUAUGGCACCUUUCCAGGAAAGACUGCAUUGACCCAGUCACCUGACUCAUGCAGAAAGGAGUUUGUCCCUUUGAUGGAGCUGCAGCACUCACUGCAAGUGCUAUUAAGAAAUUUCCCUCAACCUUUGCCACAUUCCAACAUUGUAGAGUUCCUUUUUCUAUUUUGCCAUGCCCUUCCCGCCACCAAAGCUUCUCUCCAAACCCUUUCCAGUAAGCUUUUUUUCUUAAUUGGGUAUGUGUCUGGUUUUUCCGCCCAGUGAGCCGGGGGGGGGGGGGGUUGUCAUGCAGCUGCCUUGGCUCACCAAACUGCCAUAGCUCAGAUUAAAGACUGCCAUUCUUGUGAAGCACAGGCACCCUGUUUACUGACAGUCCCCCACUGGGAUCAUAUCUACUAGCAAAGGGCUGGUAAGUGAAGCCAAAUGUCAUUCAGGAACAUUCUUGCCCUGUAUGCUGGGCUCUCUUGUGCCAAAGUUGGGGGAAGAUGAGUUUUCUGAUUCAAGUAAAGUGGUCAGCCUUGCUUGAGUGGAUCUGAUGCACCCUUUGUUUCCAUGGCAUUUGGAGAAGAAGCAUUGCCGUGCCUUUCUCCAACCUUAAAGCAGUGGUGUCAUCCUCCUGUAUAGUGAGACGUUUGUUCGCAUAUGUGAGCUGUUCUUUCUUUAGAUCAGGAUGUUUAGCUAGUCUUCACUUGCCAUAGGCACAGAUGUUCUAAGCCAAAUUUGUUUUUAUAAAAUAGCCCUUUCCUAUUUGGGCCUGUAGUAGCUUCUGUUUUUUUUAAUCAAGACAGAAAAAGUACAAUGUUCAUAGAUUUUUACUUUCAGCUGUGUUAUGGAUAUUUUUUUCUGCAUCCAGCUCAUAAAUUUACCCUGUAAAUUAACAGAUUUGGAGCUCACAGGAUUGUGGAAAAAUGUAAAAUCACUGCAUAUAAACCUAGAACCGGUGUGUAUCUGUUCUGGAAUGGUUGAAGGAAGUAUUUUGUGACAAAUUACCAGUGAGCACUGUCAAGGGCACCAAGAUUGCAACAUCGAGGGCAUUAAGAUUACAGUAGCUCAACUAUUAGGUGCAGCUGUUGCUUUUACAGUAUUCAGAAUCAUUUUAAAAGGGAAUUUCAGUAAAGGUGAAUUUACCAGGAAUAACACAAUAAAGCUCUGAAACAGUCACAAGGGCUUUGACCAUCUUGCACAAAUUACAGGAUCAGGGGUUAUGAAGGGGACAGUUUUUAUAGGUGGUUAGUUUCAAGCUAGAAAGGUACAUUCUGCUCUUUGUACAGAUUCUGAUUUUCUGUUUAACUGAGAAAAGGAGCUUUUGCCAAGAAUGCCAAAUGAUGACAUGGGUUUGCCAACAGCAAGUAUUUCUUGCACAGAAUAGUUUAGUAUGGUUAAAUGGGGGGUGGUGGUGGCUUGUUUGGUGGAACUGUACUUAACACUGGACUUGUGGCUUUGCUUUCUAGUUCUUUGUUGGGCUGCCCGGCUCACAGUUUCUGCCUAAUCUGCCUUUUAUAGCAUAGUUUAGGAAAUCUAGACUUGGAUCUCUGGUCCUAUUUCAAGCUACAGGGCUGUUUGCUUUACUUCAUAGUUAACAGGGAAAAGGAAAGGUUGCUGGUUGUCAUAAAACCAUGCAGUCCAGGUACUUGAGGGCUAAGCAUUGCAGAUAUGGUCACUGAUGUGUUAACUCCUGGGAUGCAUGUCAAAGCUGGUGUAGCUUGAAAAAAGCCAUCAUGCAGGUAGGAAACAGUGUGUUUUGAGUAACAUUUCUGCACACUUUGCGUUCCUAAAGUAUAUUUUCUCCCCUCCUACUGUCAUAUUACAGACUUAUUACUGGGUGCUGCACAACAAAAGUGCAUUCACAAAACCUGGAAGUAAGCCUAUGUAAAUAGCUGUUCCUUUGCCUGCAGAACUGUAUUAGCUUGAAACACGUGCGUGAUACUGGUGGUUUCUUUGCCUAACCCGUUUCCCAUCUUUGCUGUUUCCACUGUGACCGUUCUGCAGUGCUGUGUGUAUGCACCUCUUGAAAUGCCAGUGAGUUCUAAAUAGCAUUUCCCUCCCUGUUUUGAAUACUUAGAAGUGUGCUUUCUGGGUCAGGGUGAUAGGCAUACAAGCAGGCUGCUGGAAUUCCUGGAGGAUCAGCACCUCAUGGGGCCAGUUGUACUUAUCCGCCCUUCUGUUAUUCUAACAGGCUGACAAUUAGGCAGCCAUGGCUACACAAAAGCUUCUCGUGAUACAUCUGCCUGGGCCUCCUUUGCUGCUUGGUUUUCAUAUUUGUUAUCGGCUACAGUGCUUCUGUCUCUAUCUUUUGCUUGACUGCCUUUGUGUUGUGGACUGACAUGAACACAUUCUGUGCCCGUGGUUCUUGCAGUUAGUCCCAUGUAUGUACUGGGGACAGAGUUCUUGAGUGAGGCCAGUUGGAUGCCUUAUGGUAACUGUCUCUUUGCUGGUCAGUAGAGGAACUGAUUGGCAAAUGGCCCCUGGUUGUGUGCCCUAGCACCGAAGCCUCAAUGUGCAGUUUACAGCUUUGCUUUCUGUUGAUGUUAUCCCCUGCAUUCUUCAUUUUCAUGAUUGAUGUUUAUUGGAUCCAGGGCUGGGGUUUUUACUAUGACAUUAAUUUACAACCAUGUUUAUUUCCUUCUAAAUUGUACUUAUCUUGUAUUUCACAGUUUGCACUUUUUUACUUCAAUAAAAAUCCAAAGCCAAUACCAGA
Molecule: messenger RNA, 4958 nt
Organism: Sphaerodactylus townsendi
Lineage: Eukaryota; Metazoa; Chordata; Lepidosauria; Squamata; Sphaerodactylidae
Gene: ARHGAP1
Product: Rho GTPase activating protein 1
Exons: 14
Coding region: 378-1712 (444 amino acids)
Biological process (GO): small GTPase-mediated signal transduction; negative regulation of endocytic recycling
Cellular component (GO): cytoplasm
Molecular function (GO): GTPase activator activity
Source: RefSeq, a predicted model, not a curated record